Stegodyphus dumicola is the source of this 6083-nucleotide messenger RNA. RefSeq lists its product as uncharacterized. NCBI's taxonomy places the organism in Eukaryota, Metazoa, Arthropoda, Arachnida, Araneae, Eresidae. The record is from RefSeq and is a predicted model, not a curated record. Gene Ontology annotation, cellular component: cytoskeleton.
GCAUCUACAUCAAAAAAUACUACAACACAAACAAAUUUAGAAAAUGAUUUAAACAGCAGUAACAAAACAACCACUGGUACUGGAACAACAUAUGGCAAUAUUUAUGGCAGUCUUGACCGUAAAUUGAAAAUGCUGAAUGUGGGAAAUGGUCAUGCAGGGGGUGAAAGACGAAGGACUGUUCAAACGAGCAAUGAUCUUCAUGAUUAUGCUGAGAUUUACACUCCAAGCAAAGAAAUCAUGGGUGCUCUGGAUCCUGAUUUGGACAUAAGGCCUCCCACUCCACCACUACAUAGGUUUCCAUCAUGGGAAUCUAGAAUUUAUGAAGUGGCUGUGAAUGGUAUAUCCUUGUCACAUGAUGCUCUUCACACUUGUCCUAUCAUUCCCUCUCACAAAACCAAAAAGACGCCAGAUAGUUACAUGACUGAUUCAUUUACCGAUAUGAGCAUUCCGGUUUAUGCUAUGGUGAAAGGCAGAGCAUCGCAAAUUCGUUCGGUGCCAUUCACGGGUGAAUCUACUGAUUCAUCAGAUAAUGAGGACACUCGAAUCACAUCUACUCAUACCACAAGUGGGGAGACUGAAUCUAGUGCAUCUACAGGUAGUCCGGGAAGGGGAAACAAAGGAAGCUCUAACCAGAGUCCUGCAAAACAUAGUUGUACUUCUCCUACAAAAUCUGUAAAAAGAGAUACUUCGACAGAAUCUGUUUUAUCUGAUGAUUACGCUAUACCACCAGAUGCUUAUGCUGAUACAUAUAGCAUGGAUUCUGUAGAACAGACAAGGCUAUCUUCCAUAGUUUUAGAAAAUUCAAAAAAGGAUAUUUUUGAGAAAUGUGGCUAUCUCACUAAACUUGGUGGGAAAUUAAAAACUUGGAGAAGACGAUGGUUUGUUUUAAAGAAUGGUACACUUAGUUAUUACAAAACUCAGAAUGACGUGGGCAGGAAACCUCAAGGUCAGAUUUUGUUAGAUGAUGUUUCUAGAGUGAAUAGAGCUGAAGGUGCUUCAACUUUUGAGGUCGCUACAUCAAAACGAACGUAUUAUCUUACUGCUGAUUCAAACACAACUAUGGAAGAGUGGAUCAAAGUUCUUCAGAAUGUUAUUAGAAGAAACACUACUCAUUUAGCAAUCAGUAAAGAUGACAAUAAACCAUCCAUACAAGGAUGGGUCACUAAAGUAAAACAUGGUCAUUCUAGAAAAUGCUGGUGCUCGUUAGUCGGAAGAAUGUUUUUAUAUUACAAAACUCCUAAUGAUUCAAAGCCUUUAGGUCAAAUAAAUAUGAGAGAUGCAAGAGUCGAAGAAGUUUUGCAUGUAUCAGACAGUGAUGAAGAUGAUGAUGACUCUAUGGCAAAAGCAGAAUAUACUAUUGGUAUUUUUCCUAACCAUCAAGGCCCCACUUACUUAAUCAUGCCUGGCAAACAAGAAAUGGAUGCAUGGCUAUAUCAUUUAACUGUUGUUUCUUGUGGUGAUAAUUUAGUUGGUACUCAGUAUGAACAGUUAUUAGCAAGGCUGAUGGAAGUAGAUGGAGAUGAAAAUAGUGUGAUUUGGAAGCAUCCUUUGUUGUUAUAUUCGAAGGAUAGUUUGACUCAACCACUAACUAGUCUACCGUCCGAACAACUUCAGGCUGAGGCUGUAAAACUUUUCAAGUCCAUCCAGUUGUUCAUCUCAGUGCCUCUUGAUGCAUCGGGCAUUGACUACCACGUGGCCCUGGCCCAAAAUGCCUUGCACCAGUGCCUCAUGCAAACUGAACUUCAAAAUGAACUUCUUUGUCAGUUAAUGAAGCAAACAUCACGUCAUUCCUAUCAUAAGCCUGGUGUUCAACAACUCCUGUUGUGUGCCACACAAUCAUUGUUUUUAUGUGAUUCCUCUGAAAAGCUUUCUCCUACCUCAACAACAUCUCAUGAUCGAAUCCCACCUCCUGAAAGUAAACUUAACCCACCUCCAUUUGUGUUUGUACAAAGCUGGCAGCUAUUGGCUUUGGCUCUAUCUCUUUUCGUACCCAAAAAUAGAACUUUAUGGUAUUUGAGAAUGCAUUUAUCAAGGAAUGCUGAUCCUAAGACAGAAUCUGGGAAAUAUGCUAUCUUCUGUCAACGUACAUUAGAAAGAACUCUUUUAAAUGGUGGAAGGGAAAGUAAACCAUCUCGUAUGGAAGUGCUGAGUAUUCUUUUAAAAAAUCCUUAUCAUCAUUCUCUUCCACAUAGCAUUCCAGUUCACUUUUUAAAUGGCACUUACCAGGUGGUUGGUUUUGAUGGUUCAACCACAGUUGAAGAGUUCAUACAGACAGUGAAUGAAGAAGCAGGGAUAAGAGAUUCUUUGCACUCUGGUUUUGCUUUAUUUAGUGAUGAUCCUAUAGACAAAUCAUUAGAACACUGCCUUCAAAGUAGUGCUAAAUUAUGUGAUGUGAUAUCUAAAUGGGAACAAGCACUUAGAGAAAAACAUUUAGGCAAGUUUGAAAGCACAAAAGUUGUAAAACUUACUUACAAAAAUAGGUUAUGUUUUCGACAAUUAUUAAAAGCUGAAACUGACAAAGAACGUCUUUUAACUGCAUAUCAGAUUAAUGAAGAUGUUGUUAGUGGAAAAUUUCCUUUAAGUAAAGAACUUGCUCUUGAACUUGCUGUGUUAAUGGCUCAAAUAGAGUAUGGAGAUUAUAACGGUGACAAAGUGAGAUGUAGUUCUGGACCAACAACUCCACAGCAACAAAUGCAGAGUAUAUUAGAAAGAUUUUAUCCUGCUCGAUAUAGAGAUAAAAGUGAUGAAAAGCAAUUAUUAGAAAAUAUUAAAGAGAAAUGGUCGAGUUUACGUGGCCGUAGUGUAAUGGAUUGUGUUAGAAUAUACCUCAAUUGUGCCAGGAGAUGGUCACUUUGUGGUGCCAAACUUUUUAGUGCCAAGACUCAACUUAAACAAGGUGAACCUAUUUCUGUGUGGUUAGCAGUCUCCGAAGAUAGCAUUACUCUGCUAGAUUUUACAACAAUGCAACCAUUGGUACGUUAUCCAUAUGGGGUCAUUGUUACUUUUGGAGGUUGCCGUGAUGAUUUUAUGCUUGUUGUGUGCCAGACCACUGACCAGAAAGCCUCAGGAGAGGGUAUCCAAGUCACAGAAAGAUUACUCUUUUCCAUGCCUAAACCUAAAAUUCUGGAAAUAACCUUAUUGGUAGCAGACUAUAUGAAUGCAAUUGGAAGAACUGGAAGUGUUUCUGCCACACUUGCUCGUCUAGAUAAGAUUCGAUCUUCCUCUAAAUUCCGCUCUUCAAUUGCCCCAGAUAGUUUUCCCCGUGGAGUUCACGAUGCAAGUGGUCUACAUGAUAACAAAGCUAUGUCAUCCUCUAUCGAGCUGGAUAACAGACGAGGCGCUUUCAGUAAAAAACGAGCAGGAAGUGACUACAGUGCUGUAUAAAUGCAUGCCAGUCAUUCUAGAUGGACAGCCAUUAUGCACUUUACCAUAAUCAAAUCUGCCUAAAGAAGCAAACAAAUAUUAUGCCAACCAAAAGAAAAGUCACUGGUCUAAUGACUAAGAAUGAAAACUGGUAAUUUGACUGAAAUUUAAAUCCUACGAGUAUUUUAUUGUUUUUUCUUUGUAUGAUUGAAUAUAAAUUAGAUUUCUGAAGAAAGUCCUCUGAAAAAGCAUCCUUCCUUAAGUUAUAACAUCUUGUAUGCUUUAAGCAGAGGAAUUCUUAACAGUGGGAACCUUACACAUUCUCAAAGGACCUAAGACAAACAAAAAGUUCAGCAAGACCUGUUGAAAUCAUUAUGACCAAAAAGGGUUGGAAACAAGUUAAAUUCAAGCACUGUGAAAUAAACUGGAACAUUUCUUAUUUAUAUGUAUUAAACAAUACUUUAUGCAAUAGAAUUUUGAUAAUCCAUACAUCUUGGAUCAAGGUUGUGCAGAUUAUAGGUUUGGCUUUGACUUUCCAAUUUAUUUUUUCUUUUUAAUUUAAUUAAAUUUGAACUACUUGCACAUAAAUAACUAGCCAAAUGAUACUUCAGUAAUAAUUUAAUUAGAAUUUAUUUAAUACAAAACUAUUGAUUAUAUUAUAUAUAUAUACAACAAAUAUAUAAUAAUUGAGACAAAAAUAAUAAAUUUGGGGGCUUACAGCUUAAAUUUAAAAUUAUCCAAGUGAUUUUACAGUAGUUUUUCAAUUUCCAAGUUGGUGUAAUCUUUUUCUAGUAAUUUGUUUAUAACAUUUUUUAUCUUGCAUAUAAACUCUACAUAUUAAAUUUUUGUGUGUGUGUGUAUAUAUAUAUAAAGAAAAAUUGACUAUCAAAGUGGAUGUAAAGAAUUCUUUUUGUAAAGAUGUCUCAAAAUGCUUUUAUAUAUAUAUAUAUAAAUGUGUAGUAACUAGCAAAUCUAAAUUCUUUAAGUUAGUCUAAAUUUUUCAAGUUAUGUCCUUAAACAACAGAAAAAAUAGGUAAACACAUAUACUGUUUACAAAAACCUUAGCAUUAUAGCUUUCCCUAAUUUGAAUCUUUUCAAAAAUACCAACAUUAUGUUCCAUACAUAUAUGUUAAUGGAUAAAUAAUAUAAUUACCUUAUAAGAAAUGCUUAGAAAGGAAAUUUUAGAUUCAAUAAAAUAAAAUCUUUCUCAUUUUUUUAUACUUUUGAUUUUUUUUAAUGCCAGAUAAAUUUCUGUAAGGGCUGUUUUAUAGGAAACUAUCCCUAUUUACUGGUGGUGAUGUAAACAAACCAGUAAAUGAAUUGCUUUAAAUUAAAAGUAAAUGUCCAAAAAGCGGUAAAUAAAUUAAUUCUUUUAACUGCAUAAACUCGAUAUUAAAACACCAGAAAUACUCAAAAGUAAUGAUUUAACUACAAUUAAAAAAAUCUGCAAAUUCAUGAUCCUUGAUUACAGAAAGAGAGAAAAUAUUAAAUUAAAUUUUUAAUAAAAAUAUGUUACAGUGAAAUUUUGUUAAAAAUUUUAUCUGCAUAUUUACAAUAGGAAAAAUUACAAUAAAAUUUAUUAUGCUGAAUUUCAGAGAACUGAAAUAUUGUUCAUAUCCAAAAAUGAUCUUAGAUUACAAGAAUCUAGCAUUAAUCAGUUUCAAAUAAUUGAAAUUCUGUAGAUCUAAACAUAUUAUACAUCUAUAAAAUAUAAUUUUAAAUUUAUAUACACAUUUAUACUGUACUACAUUUCAAUUUUAUUUAUUAUUUAGAAAGUAAUAUUUAAAUAAAACAAAAACUGGCUGGGAAGGACAUUGAUCGGUAGUGAGAAGAAGGGGAAUAGAGCAAUAAACAUUCAAAAUCACAGACUUUAGCAUAUACUUAAUUUGUUGUUAGUUAGUGUAAUGUAUAUCUAUUAUUAACUAUUAUGGUUAUGUAUUGAAGAUAUUCUUUUUAGAUGAAAAAGCUACUGAAAGAAUGACAUAUUCGUAAGAGCCACCUACUUCCUGCCCGUCUACGGCAUAUGUUACACUAUCACGAGGGGCUUUCGCCACCCGUAUUGUGGUUAACCGCAGGUAAUUGCUCUUUGUCCAUCAAUGGAGGACUUCCUUAUCAAUCUCUCUCUUCGCCCAUCGGCCUUCUUUCCUUUUAACUUAGCAAAUGCUUAUUCUGUGCUUAUUAUUAUAUUAUUAUUUAAACGAAUAUGUGGAGGUUAUAGCAUUAAUUUGCAAAGGUACUCCGUAACAUUACGCCUUGGUCCUAUUUCCUGCAUACUCAAUAAGUGUUAUGCUCUUUAUCAGUUUGGAAUAUCCAAGCUCAGCAAACUAAUUCUUUUAAGAACUAAACUAUUUUUACUAAGACUGAAUCACAAAGAAGAAGAUACAACAACUGCAGAAAACAUUUAAAUCAUUAUUAACUUUUAAUUUCAGUUAAGGGUGUAUAACGAUGUCAUUAAGAAUGGGUACAUUUCUUCAAACACAGAUUUAAUGAAUACAUAAUUUUAAUAAGGUUUAAUUAAUACACUGAUCAAUUUUGUUCCUAAAUGAUAUGUUUUAUUAUAAUUUUAUUAAAUUAUGUGAGGGAAGAACCAAAUAAUCAGGCUUGUAAUGAAUUACAUAAAAACUUUCUAUUAAUUAAAAUAAUGCUGUAAAUGUUAAUGAAAUUUAUGAACUGAAUAUAUUAAAAAUAAAAUGUAUUUAAAAUGAGAAAAUUAAAAUAAA